Messenger RNA from Parasteatoda tepidariorum (common house spider), 1389 nucleotides. Its product is annotated as ubiquitin domain-containing protein UBFD1. The record is from RefSeq and is a predicted model, not a curated record. Lineage: Eukaryota; Metazoa; Arthropoda; Arachnida; Araneae; Theridiidae. Gene Ontology annotation, molecular function: RNA binding; cadherin binding.
AUGUGCAGCGCUCUUUAAUAAAACUGUUAACUUGAAGAGAAAUAUUUCUGUAGCAUAAGUUUACCUUCUUCAUAGUAAUUUAUAAUCUAUGCAUUACUUGCUUUGUUUAUGGAAAUCUGUUUCGUAAUGUUUUGGUUGUGAAAAUUGAAAUGAACGUAGCUAGAAUUUAAAAUUGGUUCAGAAUUUGUUGAAUAUCUAAUUUCAAACAUUUUCCAAAGAAGAAAAGUCAUACAAGCAUCCUUGUACCUUGUUAUUGAAACUGGUUUAAAAAUAAAUUUGAAGAGUCAUGGCUAGCGAUGAAAAUAGUAAAGAGACUAAAACCUGUUCAGAUCAGAACCUAGACAAUUCUUCUGUGGUGACACAAAAAGUAGAGGUAUCAAAAAACAACAUUGAAGAAUGUUUUAAAGUUCCUGAUACUGGAGGUGGUGGAGAAGAUGUUUCAUCAGAUAUGGAACUUGGUUCUGAAAGUUCUUUACAAGGUGGUGCAUGUGGUUCUAUGGAUGAGACACCAGUUGGAUCAUUUGAAGAGGAGCCUAAAGAACUUGUAGAUUUUAAGUUAAUAUUUAAUAAACAGAAAUUUGAUAUUUGUUUCCCUUUGGAUGAAUCCAUACUGGCAUUAAAGAAACAUUUUGAAACUUUGAUAAGUGUUCCUGCCUCUAUGCAAAAAGUAAUGUAUAAAGGACUUUGCAAAGAUGAAAAACUUUUAAGGGAAGUUGGUGUUACGAAAGGAGCUAAAGUUAUGGUUGUUGGUUCUACACUCAAUGAUAUUAUUGCUGUAAAUACUCCUGCAGAUCAAGAUGUAAAAGAAGAAAAAGCUUCAGUUGCUGCCAAAGAGCCUCUCUGCAAGCAAAAGAUGCAUAAAAAAAUUAUUGAUCGAGGAGUUCCCGAAGAUACUUUACCUGGCAUUAAAAAUGUGAAAGAUAGUCUCCCUCCUCAUCCAUUGGCUGGCAUGUUAAACAAAUCAGGGGGUAAAGUACGAUUAACAUUUAAACUAGAGGUUGAUCAAGUCUGGAUUGGAACUAAGGAACGAACUGAUAAGAUUCCUAUGAAUUCAAUUAAGCAUAUCAUUAGUGAACCCAUUGAAGGUCAUGAAGAAUACCACAUAAUGGGAAUCCAAUUAGGUACAACUGAAGCAUCAAGAUACUGGCUGUACUGGGUGCCUGCACAGUAUGUUGAUGCCAUCAAAGAUGCCAUCCUUGGCAAAUGGCAAUACUUCUGACAAUUUAGAAUUCUUAACAAAUUUUUACAAAAAAACCUAACUUUUUACACUGUGGAUUUAGUUUUGAAUGUUUUCUCUUUUUCUUUUUGUACAAAAAUACCUAUUUACAAUUACCAUGUAAAUUGUUAAAUAAAAAUUAUUGAAAAGAUUAUUGAUAAAAGUUAUUAUUU